Molecule: messenger RNA, 3842 nt
Organism: Cantharellus anzutake
Lineage: Eukaryota; Fungi; Basidiomycota; Agaricomycetes; Cantharellales; Hydnaceae
Product: P-loop containing nucleoside triphosphate hydrolase protein
Exons: 8
Coding region: 45-3653 (1202 amino acids)
Biological process (GO): spliceosomal complex disassembly
Cellular component (GO): catalytic step 2 spliceosome; intracellular anatomical structure
Molecular function (GO): ATP binding; RNA binding
Source: RefSeq, a predicted model, not a curated record
ACACGUGACUUUGCGUUGUCGAUUCAGAUUUUUCAGAGCUCUGGAUGGAUGACUUGUACACAUUUGAAGUGUUGGCUGCGGUCAACAAAAUCACUCAAGAAAUACUGAACCAUACAGGCAUCAAUGACAAGACAUUAGCUGAGUUUGUAAUAGCCCUCCAUGAUCAGUCCAAGACUCUUCCGGAGUUUAAGCAAAGGCUUCAAGAAGUGGGAGCAGAAUUCCCUGACUCCUUUGUUGAAAAUAUGGAUCGGCUUAUUUUAAAUAUGCACCCAAAGCACAAGAAACGGUCCACGAAUACCAAGUCCAGGAUGGUAGACGCGAGCCUGGCAGCCGAGGAGUUGGUAUUAUCAGAGAAGGAGAAAAAGGCUCGAAUGUUUCCCGGUUUGUCGAAACCUGACCAGGAAUGGCGGCCAUCGGAUGAGUUUGAUGCCCCCGUCGAAGACGCAACUGCCAAAGAGGUUGACGAUCUUAUGUCCCAACUCGAAGGCGUUGCGAAUAAGCGCGCACGUAAUCGCCCCACUGCAGGUGAUUUCCUUGAAGCGAAUGGGGAACCAUCUCCUAAACGUCGUCGUCCGAACUCACCCAGCCCUCCUCGUCACCCACCGCGACGAAGUCCUAGCCCUCCCCGAGAUCGCGACGGCAGGGGCGGUUACCCUAGGGGGCGCUCCCAGACAAAUGGGAGGGUUCAGCUUGAUUCAAAACCCGUUCUCUACAAGAUCUAUAAUGCUCGAGUUUCAAGUCUGAAGGAAUUUGGUGCUUUCCUUCAACUCGAUGGUGUUGAGGGAAGGGCCGAAGGGCUGUGUCACAUUUCCGCCAUUCAGGCAGGUGGGGGGAGGGUCAACUCCCCUGCUGACCUAUUGUCUCGUGGUCAGUCCGUUAAAGUGAAAGUGAUGAGUAUUGCGGGAAGCCGAAUCAGUUUAUCGAUGCGAGAUGUUGAUCAACGGACAGGGGACGAUCUCACCCCACAUUUGCGAAUCAAAUCAGACGCUGAACUGGCAGAGGAAACCCGACGGCAUGCCGAGCGAGCAUCUUCUUCCAAUGCUAUUCCUCUUGGUGGAUUCGCCGGAGAGGCCGCAUCCCAUUCGGCGAGACGCCUCACUUCCCCCGAACGAUGGGAGAUCAAACAACUCAUUGCAUCCGGGGCGAUUGACGCUUCCGAAUACCCGAAUAUCGACGAUGACUUUAACUCGCCAAUGGCGAAAGCUGAAGUAGAAGAAGAACUUGACGUUGAAGUUCGUGAGGAGGAACCGCCUUUCCUUCGAGGACAGACGAAGCAGACUUUGGACAUGAGUCCUGUGAAAAUUAUUAAAGCACCGGAUGGUUCAUUGAAUCGUGCUGCCUUGGCCGGAGCUUCAUUUGCGAAAGAGCGCAAGGAAUUGCGGCAACAAGAAGCCAACGAAUUGGCGGAUUCGGAGGCUCGGGACUUCAACGCACCGUGGCUGGAUCCGAUGGCCAAUAAUCAGGACAAGAUUUUCGCCCAGGAUUUGCGUGGUCACCUCAUGGGUCAGAAGGCGAGCGAAGUUCCGCAAUGGAAGCAAGAAACAUUCAACAAGGCAACAACUUUCGGAAAAAUUACUUCGUUGCCCAUCGCUGAACAGCGAAAAAGCUUGCCGAUAUACAAGCUUCGUGAACCCCUUCUGGAGGCUAUACAUGAUCAUCAAGUCCUGAUUGUCGUUGGUGAUACUGGAUCAGGGAAAACCACUCAAAUGACCCAGUAUCUCGCUGAAGCAGGUUACGCUGACCACAAAAAAAUCGGAUGCACGCAGCCUCGUCGUGUUGCCGCAAUGUCCGUGGCAAAACGUGUAGCUGAGGAAGUUGGAUGCCGAUUGGGGCAGGAGGUUGGUUAUACGAUUCGGUUCGAGGAUUGCACAGGUCCGGAGACGAAAAUAAAAUAUAUGACGGAUGGCAUGCUUCAGCGCGAGUGUCUCAUUGAUCCAGACGUGAGCGCCUAUUCGGUCAUCAUGCUUGACGAGGCGCACGAACGUACGAUUGCUACCGAUGUCCUCUUUGGCCUCCUCAAAAGUAUGUUGUUCCGGCUCCUUUUGAGCUCAUCUGCAACGCUAACUGCUUCUUUAGAGGCUUUGAAGCGGCGUCCUGACUUGAAGGUUAUUGUGACAUCCGCAACCCUUGAUGCCGAAAAGUUCUCGAGGUACUUUUUCGGGUGCAGUAUCUUCACCAUUCCUGGUCGGACGUAUCCUGUGGAGAUUCUCUACACGAAAGAGCCAGAAUCUGAUUAUUUGGACGCCUCUCUCAUCACCAUCAUGCAAAUUCACCUGUCCGAGCCUCCAGGUGACAUCUUACUCUUUCUUACUGGACAGGAGGAAAUCGACACUGCUUGUGAAAUACUGUUUGAGCGAAUGAAGACUUUAGGUCCUCAAGUCCCUCAGCUCAUUAUUCUCCCCGUCUAUUCUGCUCUUCCCUCCGAAAUGCAAUCGAAGAUUUUUGAUCCUGCGCCUCCGGGGGCACGGAAGGUAGUCAUUGCAACUAAUAUUGCUGAGACAAGCAUCACGAUCGACGGCAUUUAUUAUGUCAUUGAUCCAGGUUUUGUCAAGCAAAACGCCUACGAUCCCAAGCUAGGCAUGGACUCCUUGGUUGUGACGCCCAUUUCUCAAGCCCAGGCUCGUCAACGUGCUGGUCGAGCUGGUCGCACUGGUCCUGGAAAGUGUUAUCGACUGUACACAGAAGCGGCAUAUCGCAACGAAAUGCUCCCCAGCCCUGUUCCAGAUAUUCAGCGACAGAAUUUGGCCCACACUAUCCUCAUGUUGAAGGCAAUGGGGAUCAACGAUUUGUUAAACUUCGAUUUCAUGGACCCACCACCCGCGCAAACGAUGUUGACUGCAUUAGAGCAGCUAUAUGCGCUGUCAGCGCUUGAUGAUGAGGGAUUAUUGACGCGCUUGGGGCGCAAGAUGGCGGAUUUUCCGAUGGAGCCGCCACAGGCCAAGAUGCUCAUUGCAUCGGUUGACCUGGGCUGUUCCGAGGAAAUCUUAAGCAUCGUUGCAAUGCUAUCGGUGCAGAAUGUGUUUUACCGGCCAAAAGAGAAACAAGCUCAAGCUGACUCAAAAAAGGCCAAGUUCCAUCAACCGGAAGGAGAUCAUCUCACAUUACUAACAGUCUACAAUGGCUGGGCUGCAAGCAAAUUUUCUAACCCUUGGUGCUACGAGAAUUUCAUUCAGGCUAGAAGCAUGAGACGCGCACAAGAUGUGAGGAAGCAGCUCCUUGGUAUCAUGGAUCGAUACAAACACGACAUCAUUUCAUGUGGGAGAGAUUACAAUCGCGCACGCCGUGCCAUCUGCUCUGGAUUUUUUCGCAACGCUGCCAAAAAAGAUCCACAGGAAGGCUACAAAACUCUUGUGGAGGGUACUCCAGUCUACAUUCACCCCUCCUCGUCGUUAUUCAAUCGAAACCCAGAAUGGGUUAUCUAUCAUGAAUUGGUCCUCACGACGCGGGAGUACUGUCAUAACGUGACUGCCAUGGAACCCAAGUGGCUCGUGGAGGUUGCACCUCAGUUCUUCAAAAUUGCGGAUGCCAAUAAAAUCAGUAAGCGGAAGAAACAAGAGAAGAUCGAGCCUCUGUACAACAAAUACGAAAAGCCAGACGAAUGGCGUCUAUCUAAAAUCAAGCGUAGUGCCCGCUCGAGUCAAACAUUUGGCUAGAUCUGACAAAACUUACGCACUCACAGUUGUCGUGUGAAGGAUUGAUCUCUAGGAUAAUGAUUAAUGUCAUACGGACAACAUGUCGUAAUUAAUCCACAUUAAUUGUACAACUUUACUGGUUACAUACCUGAUACCUAUGUAUUAAGUAAUAACACUGCCUGAUCAAUUCACGGGUCUCGGCGAGUCCAC